UUUCUUUGCUGUAAAUAUCGGCCGAUGUCCACGAUAGAGUGCUGGCUGAAACAGCCUAGUGAGACAAAACAUUAUAAACUCUACUGCUCGUAUCUAUUAGGAGUUGUUUUGUCAAGUUGACCAAGUGAUCGCACUAGGACUCAGGUCUAUAGAGUAUCAACUUCAGCUUCAACUGGGAUUGCACGGAAAACUAAAAAAAAAAUGUCUUCUUUUGCACCUACAUCAUCUAAUGGACAGGUUUCUACAAAGGAAAGUUACAAAGAGUUUGAUAAGGAAAAUGCAGAAUUUUUCAAAGGAGUUGUCAAUAUUCCCUUCAAACCAGAUGCAGGACCAACAGAAUCACUUGUCUAUAAACACUAUAAUGCAAAAGAGGUUGUACUUGGAAAAACCAUGGAAGAAUGGCUGAGAUUUUCUGUUUGUUUCUGGCACACUUUUAGGGGAACAGGAGCUGAUCCUUUUGGGUUUCCAACACUAGAUCGUCCUUGGGAUGAUGGGAGUAAUAGUUUAGAUAAUGCCAAGAGAAGACUAAGAGCUGCCUUUGAAUUCUUUACAAAACUUGGGGUCAAGUAUUGGACUUUUCAUGACAGAGACAUUGCUCCUGAAGGAAAAGAUUUAGCUGAAUCAAAUAAAAACCUGGAUGAAAUUGUGGAGUUAGCAGCAGAACUACAAAAGCAGACAGGAGUUAAGCUUCUUUGGGCAACAUGCAACUUGUUUUCACAUCCCAGGUAUAUGAAUGGAGCAAGCACUAAUCCAGAUGCCCAUGUUUUUGCAUACGCUGCAGCUCAGGUGAAAAAAGGCCUUGAUGUUGCACUGAAACUAGGAGCGGAAAAUUAUGUUUUUUGGGGAGGUAGAGAAGGUUUCCACUCUUUGCUGAAUACCAAUGUAAGAAGUGAAUUGGAUCACAUGGCUACAUUUUUCCGUUUAGCCAUUGCUUACAAGAAAAAGAUUGGUUUUAAAGGUGUCUUUCUGAUUGAACCAAAGCCAAAGGAGCCAUCCAAACAUCAAUAUGAUUAUGAUGCAAUGACGGUCAUUGGUUUCUUGAGAACCUAUGGAUUAGCUAAUGAAAUCAAGCUUAAUAUUGAACCUAAUCAUACAACAUUGGCUGGCCAUGCUUAUGAACAUGACAUAGUUAUGGCUUCAGCCUUUAAUAUGCUUGGUUCAGUUGAUGCUAAUACAGGCUCACCAGAUUUAGGCUGGGACACAGAUCAGUUUCCAAUGGAUAUAAAAAAUGCAACCCUUCUUAUGCAGGUCAUAUUAAAACAAGGUGGUCUACAACCUGGAGGCUUGAAUUUUGACUGUAAAGUGAGGCGUGAGUCUACUGAACUCAAGGACAUGUUUAUUGCCCAUAUUGGAGCUAUGGACACUUUUGCCAGAGGCUUGAAAUUGGCAGCCAGAAUACAAGAGGAUAACAUUUUAAGUCAAGCUGUUGAAGAACGUUACAGUAGUUAUAAAUCAGGUAUUGGAGCACAAAUUGAAGCUGGGACCACAAGUUUAGAACAGCUUGAGGAAUUCAUCUUAAGCAAUGGUGAACCAGCACGAAUCUCUGGCCAGCAAGAGCAUUAUGAAAGUAUUCUGAACUACUAUAUUUAAAGCCACAUAGUCCAGAAAAAUGGUUAUAACUAAGAUUAAGUACAAACAUAAUUAUUGAAAAAAAAAAAAAAAAAAAGAUUGUAUUAUUAUUUCCCCCUGCCCCUGUAUUUAAAAACAAAUUGGCCAUUAUUUUUUUUAUUAAAUACUUUUUGUUUUGAACAAUUUAUGAAUUUUUUCACAGCAUGAAAUUAGAAAUGAACGUUUUCUGUGUUUCCAUUUCUGUUUCCUCUAGCCAUUACUAAAAUUCUGAAGUGUAAUAUUUUGUGAAUACUAGAGGCAUAAACUUUCUCAUUUUAAGUUGUAUCAAACUUCAUCUAAAACACUAAAUCAUAUCAAUUGCAUUUUUUAUUGACAAUUGUCCCAAAUAUUAAUUCAGAAAUAUUUUAAGGCAGCAAAUAAUAUACAAUAUACAUCAUCUAUAAAAUAUAAAGCACAAUUUAAUAAACGAUACAUUCUAGAUUCCUGUAUGUUGUGUGCAAUUAGAUGCAAAAGCAACACAUUCAAAAGAAAUCUAAAGAUUAUGAUGUUUUGGUAUAAACUUAACAUUCAUUUUGAGAUUUUGUUUAGUCUUAAUAAUAAAUCAAUACAUUCAGAACAUAAUUAUCCUUCAAAACAUUCCAAUUUCUUGAUUAAAGAUAAGCAUGAAUUCUUUUGAAACAGUUCCUGAACAAAUACAUGGUGACUAUGAUAAGUACAAACACCAAAAAAAAAAAAACUUCAUGGAUUUAAGACAAUGGGUCAUGGUGGCUGAGCAGUAAAGACAGAGAGCAGUCUUGAGUUCUAAUCCCAGUACAGACUGGGACUUGAUUCUGAAUUUUUAAGAUGCCCCAACUCUAAUGAACAUCUGACUUGCAUUGGAGAAAUAAAGGUAAUUGGUCUUUGUGCUGGCCAUGUGAAACCAUCCUUAACCAUCAGCCCUAGAAACAGAUGAGCUUUACAUAAUCUGCUCCCAUAGACAGCAUUGUGUGAAAGAGGAUCUGAAGUGAUUACUAAACCUUCAAACCAAGCAAAAAUAAUCCACCUUUAAGUCAUACUCAUUAUUAGAAGGAUAGUGCCACAAUACACAUUUGAUACUAAGGACUUACUCAACAAAAGAAUACCUUGAGAGGAAUUUAAAAGAUUCAUUUAUUUAUCAUAACGCCUGCUUUCAAAAUUUGAAUUUAUUUAUAUCCAAUGCUCAUGGUACAAAAACAACAACUAUUAACCACAGAAAUUCAUACAAUGUUUUCAUUCUAAAUGUUUUUGUUCAUUUUUGUUUAUGACUUCUGGGAAACUAAUGCUGACAUCCCAACAUCCUUUCUUAUAGAAAAAUGCACUCUCAUUCUCUUUUUGUUUGAAUCAAAUCAAACACUUCAUGAGUAACUUAUAUUUACGUUAGUAAUACUUUUCAAUAGUAUAGAGUAAAGUCGCUAUAUAGAUAUAGACAUCAAGAUCUAGUAGAAACUUUUAUUUUAUCUAGACUAAAUCUGGAGAAAACAAUAUUCUUAAAUUUCUCAUUCAGAAUUACCAAAAAUUGGUGAUUGACAACAUAUUAAACUCUCUUUGUAUAUCUGAAAUAUUAACAUUAUCUUUUUAUAACCAGAUCUGAAAAAAAAAAAAUAGUUUUCAUUUUAUUUUUGUAAAAUUUACUUAGCAUGUAAAGAAUGAAAGAAUUUGCAAUUCAUUGAGACAAAAUCUUUUUUUUUUCAAUGCAAACAAUAUCACCAGGAUAAUUGGGUAAACAAAACCAAUAGAACAAAAGCAACAAAUAUAUAGAGCAUUAGGUAAAAGAAAACCCUACAAUUUGAAAUAUGAUAGUCUUAGAACUUCUUUUAAAGUAAUAAUCAUUGGGAAUGAAAAUACUCUACUUUUGGAUAAAUAAAUCUGUUCCAUUAACAAUUACAAUACAAAGAUAAAAAUGAAAAAAAAAAAGAAAAACAUUUUAAAUGCUUUUUGCCAUGAAAUCUUUCACAUAAAUUGAUUUGUACACUUUAUUUAAAACAACAAAACUAAUAUCUGAAGAAUAAAUGCUUAAUUGUUACAACAUAAUGGCCUUCAUUACACAAGUAAAUUCUCAGUUUAUGAGUAUAGAACAAAACAUAAAUGUAAUGAUAAUAGCUAAUAUGGCACAUCAAUAAGUUUGUUAAGAUUUUAUUUUGAAAUAUAACCUAUGGAGUAACAAAACAAUAUUUCUUUUUAUUUUACAACAAAAAAGUGAAAGAUAAUUCUGUUAGACAACAAAUAAAUACUGCCAAUUAACAUUUUCUCCAAUGGAGUUUCAUUAACUAUAUGCAAAAUAAUUUAAUGACACAAUUACAAAAGUUAUGUCUGUAAAGACAAAUCCUUCAAAAUAAGUCUGAAUAUAAACAUGGAAGAUUUUACCUGUGUCAAAAAAAGUAUUCAAAGUAAUGUAAAUAUAUUUCACCAGCAGUCCAUUCUUGUUCUCUACAGUGUCAUGAGAUUCAAAGGGCUACUGCAGCUUUCCUCACUAUAAAAAAAAAGCAUUUUGUUUACUUCUCAAGUGACACAUGGGCAGCAAAAGACUGAUGUGUUCAGGCUGUUUAACAUUGUGGACUAAGCAAUGCCUUAAAAGGCAUUGAAGAGAGAGAAGCUGUGAACAAAUGAACUUCUGAUUUUAUCUAAUACAGCAAAAUAUUUGGUUCUUAUGUUUUUGUAUCUUAAUUCCAAGUAUUUCAAACACAUACAAAUCAACUGUUAUAAAACUUGUAUAAUCAAUAAACAGAUCUCUAAUCAAUAAUACAAUAGCAAGGUUUUCAUGUUUGCCUGGCUUUUGUUUCAAGACACCUUACUUUGGAAAAUAAUGAGUGCUGCCAAAAAAAUUCCCAAUAAACCAGUGUGUGUGUAUUUUAGUUAAUCAUUGAAGUCUGUUCCAAAGUAGCGAUCCCCAAAAUUACCUGAAAGAAAUAUUAAUUUCAAAGUCACAAAUAAAGAUACUACAAAAAAAUUGUUUUAAAAAAAGUGAAAUUGUUUAUAUUUAGCAUAUGUAUAUUGUAUUAAUGUACCCAGCCUUACAAGAACAAACCUGUCUGCCAGAAAAAAAGGUUCAAAGAUGUAACACUGAUUGUCUAUAAUUGUAGAUCUUGUCUAUCUUUUGCACAGACUUUAUUGCAUUUCAUGGGACCAUUCACAGAAAUUUUUCCUAAGUUUUUGCUGUAGUUUUACUAUCACAUUGAUCAUGCAAUAAUGCACUAGUUCAGAAGGUUUUAAAAGCUUAUGUAGUGUUGUUUAAAUAAAUAAACAUUUGACAGAAAUCAAAUACA
Molecule: messenger RNA, 4850 nt
Organism: Biomphalaria glabrata
Lineage: Eukaryota; Metazoa; Mollusca; Gastropoda; Planorbidae
Exons: 16
Coding region: 202-1590 (462 amino acids)
Biological process (GO): carbohydrate metabolic process
Molecular function (GO): xylose isomerase activity
Source: RefSeq, a predicted model, not a curated record